Messenger RNA from Triticum dicoccoides, 1895 nucleotides. Its product is annotated as F-box protein At4g22280-like. Lineage: Eukaryota; Viridiplantae; Streptophyta; Magnoliopsida; Poales; Poaceae. The coding region runs from base 157 to 1365 and encodes 402 amino acids. The record is from RefSeq and is a predicted model, not a curated record. The transcript has 4 exons. Gene Ontology annotation, molecular function: protein binding.
UGCGUGUGCUCCUCUCAGCAGGCGGCGGCGGCAGCAGCAGCGAGCGAGCGAGCGCCAAAUCGCCGGCGGCCGAGGCGUCUUGAGCCCCCGCCAUCCGGGUUCGUUCAACCAGAGGCCCUCACACACCACCUGCUCGACCGACUUCCAAAGAUAGGGAUGUUCAGGUCCAAGAGCGAGAGGCAUGGCAGCACCGGUGACAGGAUCAGCGCCCUCCCUGACGACCUGCUCCACCACGUCAUGUCCUUCCUGACGCCGUGGGAGAUUGUUCAGACAUGCUUGCUCUCAAGGCGGUGGCGAAAUGUCUGGGUAUCUGCAAGGUGCCUCAGCAUCGACUCGGACCAGUUCAGCACCUUGAGGCAGCUCAAGAAGUUUCUUGACAAUUUGCUUUUGGACCGCGGGUACACAGCGCUCCACACGUUCUGGCUCCGCAUCAACUUUGGCAUAUUUUAUCCCGAUUCUAUAGAUGAUUAUUGUCAAAUCCGUCCGUGGGUCUGCCAUGCCCUUAGGAGCAACGUCCAGGUUUUAGGUAUAGUCCACCAUGGAGAAAUUCUUACCAUUGGAAAUGCCUUCACCUCGUCGUAUCUCAAGAGGUUACACCUACGCAAUUUUGACGUUGAUGACUGGUUUGUCGAGAAGCUGUUUUCUGGAUGCCCUAAGUUGGAAGAGUUAGAGCUGAUAUGCUGUUUCGUUAACAUCAUCAAGUUUUCCUCUACCAAACUUCAGAGAUUGACUGUUACCACUACUGAUGAUCGUUCAAUAUCUUGCUUGGGCUUUGAAGAUAUGGUAAUAGAUAUGCCAAAGUUAGUUUCCUUAGACAUAAAGGAGGUUCCUGAUAGAAAUCUGUAUUUCGUGGAUGUGUCAUCGUUGGAAACUGCCUCAGUUUGCAUUGAUGAAUCCUCUUUCGCAAGUUCUCAAGUCGACUGCAAUGUUCUCAGUGCUCUUUCAAACGUCACCAGCUUGAGGUCACUGUCUCUAACUGUCCGUCACAACGUGGCAAUAAAGGUAUUGGAAAGGGAUGUGCUAAGGUGUGCUACAUUCAACAGCCUGACAACUCUAUCGCUUGGUGAAUGGUGCUUGGGCUCUGGCUGCAGUUCGUUACUUCACUUGCUUCAACGAUCGCCUAAAAUACAGAAACUUAUCCUGCAUCUUACAGAUGUUGGUGCUUCUCAGUGUGAUCACCCUGAGCAACAUGCUGUCGUAGUAGGAGAUCCAACCUGCAGUGAAACACAAAGACCAUUCAAUUGUGAGAAUCUUAAGAAAAUCGAAAUCAACUGCCCACUAGGUGAUAAGAGAAUCCACGUCAUUGUGAGGAUCUUGUAUGAGAACAUUAACUCUCCGACAGAAAUUAAUAUCACGAGCCAUUAGCUAUUUAUAGGGGUCAGCAUGUACUGUAAGUUUUCUACAGCCCAACUAGCAACUAUGCCAGUAAUAUAUUGUUUUUUUUGUAUGCUUUUACAGUUGGACCAAUAACACCAUUUCCACUUGUUGUAGCUGACACUGGAUUUUCAUGGCGGUGGUCAUCAGACUAUGGACUAAAAGUGUUUCUGAUUCCUGCAGGACUUCUGCUCCGUUUGUGGCUUGUUUUGUUUAACUGCCACAUGCCCACAUGUUUGUGCUUGCUGUUAUUCUUUAAUUAACGACUCCCAAAAAUUUAUCUUUGACAUUUACGGAAUAUCCCAUAACUGUUAUGGUAAUUGGUUGGUAUGUGUUUAUCGUAACUCGGUUAUCAUGUAGACAUCUACACAUCGAUUCCUGACGAGGUAUUUGAAUCUUGUGAAUGUCAGAAAAGUCAGUUUAUUUUCUAGUAGGUAGCAUGUGAGAGGUCUGUGUUUUAGGACCAACUUGUUCUGGCUCUUAGUAUUAGUUGCUUAAGCGCAUUGCCAGAAUUUCAUUCG